UAGCUCCUCAGUGGCGGUCCGUGCCUGCCGAGAGCGCAAUGUGAAAUUAGUCAGCACCGCGUACGCCGGCCCUACACUCCACGCUCGCUCCAAAUCCUCCGAUUGCCUCCCAGCCACAUCUGCCGGAUCGACUUAACUCCCGAAUCAUGGCCGGAAGCCAGGACUACGAUCGCCAGUACCUGCGCAGCAUGUCCGGCCUCUGCAAGGUGGCAUGUUUGCUGUGCAGCUUCAUCGGCUUUCUGUGCAUCGCCUGCGGACCGGUGCGGAUCAGCAACUUCCGCGGCAGCUUCUACCUGGUCGUCGUCUCGCUCGGAUUCGGGGCCACCUUGGUGCUGCUCCUCGCCCAGUACCUGCGCCUCUGGGAGCGCCAGUGCCGCCGGUGCGACCCGGUUAUCUGGUCGCUCGCCGUCCACUCCUCGCUCGCCCUGGGCUACUUUACGGCCUCCGGCCUGGUGCUGUCCCUGGACAUCGGAGCCUACACGGUGGGAGCGUUCUUCGGCCUGACCGUCUUCAGCCUCAACGGGCUGGAAGCCUAUGCGAACUAUCGUCGCAGUCGCCAGAGGGACGUGGCCACCCAAACCAUAUAGACUCCCCUUCCAGGUGUAUAGCUACAGAGCCCCAGCUAUGUUUACGAGCCAGCGCGUGUGUGUGUGAGUGUGCGAGUGAGUGAGUGAGUGCGAGUAUCUGUGAGAAUGCGAGUAUCUGAAAGAGCGCUCUCUGGUCAAGUCAAGUGUGGAGCUUUGGAGAAAAACGCAACGCAACUGUGGAACGCAACGAUGUUAUCUAAUUGUGCACAAUGUUAUCUGGCAUUGUAGGUCAAGAGUUGAGGAAGAAAAGCCACCAGAAGAAGCAGCAGAAGAGUCCAAGAUAAACGCCAGUGGAAAGUUCAUAGCGAACGAGAGCGAGACGGGGGGAAGAACUAGAAAGAGAACGCUAGCAAAUGCCAAAGAGAUAAAUCUUAUUGUUCUUCUGCUGCUUCUUCUUCUGUAGAUUUAGGUUCUCACUCUUCUUCUUCCGAUAACUGGUUACUAUCUGAGAAUAUAUACAUAUAUAUCUUUAUUUUAGACUGUCUUUAAGUAGUUUUCUAAGAAUCUGAAUGUCACUAAAGUCUUGUAAAUAAAAAGAAAAAUAAUAAUAAUAUUUAAAUAAAAAGUCUCAGCCAAACAUA
Drosophila bipectinata is the source of this 1168-nucleotide messenger RNA. RefSeq lists its product as uncharacterized. Gene Ontology annotation, cellular component: membrane. The record is from RefSeq and is a predicted model, not a curated record. NCBI's taxonomy places the organism in Eukaryota, Metazoa, Arthropoda, Insecta, Diptera, Drosophilidae.